Messenger RNA from Stegodyphus dumicola, 3154 nucleotides. RefSeq lists its product as uncharacterized. Lineage: Eukaryota; Metazoa; Arthropoda; Arachnida; Araneae; Eresidae. The record is from RefSeq and is a predicted model, not a curated record.
CAGCCCACCGAAGGGUGGCAGCAGCAGUACAGCCAGCAAACAACAAGAGAAUCCAAAAGCCAGCUCCAAGCCCCAACAAGGGGCGGCCAAACGUCAAGUGGCCAUCUCUUCACCCAUUGCUGACGGGGAUGGCCGGCCCGGUCCCUCCACCUCCUCUCCCCCGAAGACCAGCAAGAGCUCAUCGACCAAGAAAGAGAGCAAAGAGGAGAGUAGUGGAACAACGGGCAGCUCCACGUCCACCCCAGUUGCUCACAAUAACAACAAUCGGACUCAGAAAGAAGGCAACAAGGACAAAUCCUGCUGCUUUUGCUGGUGCUGCUGCUGCAGCUGCUCGUGGUGUGUUUCUGCUCUUUCCCGCAGCCUUUCUGUGCGCCCCACGAAAGAUAAAACCACCGGUAAUAUGCAACCGAUCUCUGCACCUGGAGAUAAUUUCUUUAACGGGAGUGACGAAGCGCCGCCGAGUUUAGAAGAAAUUCGAUCAUGGGGUGAAUCGUUCGACAGGCUCAUGAAAUGCGCAGCUGGUCGCAAAAUAUUUCGAGAUUUUUUACGUUGUGAGUAUAGUGAGGAGAAUAUACUUUUUUGGCUAGCUUGCGAAGAUUUAAAGCGGGAGAAGAAUCCUGAGUUAAUAGAAGAAAAGGCACGACUUAUUUACGAAGAUUACGUGUCCAUACUUUCCCCAAAAGAGGUAAGUCUGGACUCGAAGGUUCGUGAAAUCGUGAAUAAGAACAUGGUGGCGCCCACAGCUAACACUUUUGACGAAGCUCAGUUGCAGAUCUACACCCUUAUGCACAGGGACUCCUAUCCGCGAUUCGUGGGGUCCACCCUUUAUAGGCGGAUGGCUCAGCUCUCACCGCCAACUCCGCCCACCCGUAAAACAUCAAUUUCAGUCGGAUGACCGUGGCUUCUCUGCUACUUCUACUCUCUGUCACCUUGAGAUAUACUCAGACGUCAUCCAUGAUAUAUCUAUAUAUAUACAUUAACAUAUAUAUAAAUAUAUUACAUUAUGCAAUCCAUGAACCUACAGAAGCGAUUACUUAAUGAAUCGAUUUGUUUGGUUCAUCUCAAACGCCGGUAUAUUGAUCCUUAUAUCUGCAGAAAAUAGCCUCGUUCUGGCAAGGCCUUCGAGGUUUUUGCCAUUCCUGGGUAAAUAAAAUAAGAAAUCCUUUCUGAAGAAAUGCGCACCAUUAUUUUCUUCUCGAAGGGCAAACAAAAAAAGCAAAUAUUACUUGAUUUUUGAGAAUCACGAAAGAGAUGGAACUUGCGGUAAUUGUUUUCUUAAUCUAUUUACAGUUCCUCGGUACAGCUGCUAUAAAAGAUUAUGCAAAGACAAAAUGGACAGGAAAAAAUCUUAAAUAUAGUGACACGGACUGGGAUAUUGUCUAGUUUUGUUGUCCAGGUUUUAAGGAUACGUAAUAUGAAAAGGAUUCCUUUCUUAUUUCCCUUUCAAUUAAGAAAUUUCAUUUCAGGGAAUCAUCUCAAAGUACAGAGUUGAAGUCAACUGGUCAAAUUUUCUCUCAUUGUGAUGUCACAUGUGGUAGUGUACAACGCAUCAUGACAAGAAAGAUCUUCAGAAGCAAGUGAAUUUUCAUUUGCUUCAGACUAAAAUUCAUGACAAUAAUUUGCAAUGCACAAGAGGUGUACAAAAGCUAAUGGACCAGUAAUCUACAGCUUACAACUUAGCAAGACCGCUUUUAGGUUUUUCAACCAGAUAUUUCGAGCAUUCCGUUCAACUACUAUGGAGGUACGUACAUUCCAUUUAAGUUGCCUCACAACCACAAAAGACAUUUAUAAAGUUCUCCAAAAAUCACAAAUUGCUAGUUUACUCGCAUGGAGUAAGAUAUUGUAUAUGGUGCAACGACGAAUAAAUAAGUGGACUAAGAAAUCCAUCUUUGAAUCCAAAACCAGCCACUGAUGUAAACCCGGUUAAAUGCUACUUAAAAUACUCUUCUGACACUUAGCACUUCGCUACGUGCAAUGCAAUUUUUUGAUGAAGAAUUCUAAGUCAUAAUAUUGAAGUGCUGGGUGUAAAAAUAGAGAGAGAGAGAGAGUGGGCUGUACUUUGAAAUCCGUGCUAGUUGGCUCGCGUAUGUUAUAAUACUAAUGUACUUGCUGACAUCCGCAUCAUUGACUUUUGAAGUAUAAUAUGUUUGCAAUAACGAAAAGCAAAUCACCUUAAGCAUUGUUGCACACGUGAUGUAUUCAAAGUCCAAGGUAAUAUAAUAUAUCUUCAAGCUCAGCCACAGGCCUUUAGUGCAAUUGAUUAGCAUUCGUUUCACAAUCAUAAGCUGGCAAAGUUACGAAUACGAAGUUGAAAAAUUUGUGGUGAUGAAAGCAUGUACCGCUUGAUGCCAUUAGAAAUGAUAAAAUGUUUUAUUUAUUUUUAUCUAAUCGUUUUUAGUUAGGCAUACAAUGUUCGAAAGGUAUUGCAAGAAUUUCUACCGCCUUUUCAGUCUAAGAAACUGUUAUGAAACUGUUUUCUUCGCACAUCUGGAAUAGAGCAGUCGUGCGAUUACGAAACAAUAAAAAGUUCUCAUCACUUGUUGUUUUCGUAGCACGUGUUAACACUUGCUGCAAUCACCUUCAUGCUCAUCACUGUCAAAGAAUCUUUAAAUGGAUUACUUUUAAUUUUGCCUGCAUGAUGUUUAUCUUUUGAUAAUUUUUUUAAAAUAUUUUAUUUAAAUGCAAAUGCCUCUGUCUGUAUAUGUAAUAUUUUGGGGUUCAUGCCAGAAUUAUCGUUUAAAUAUUCUAAUUAAUGUCAAGACUAUAAACUUCAAUAUAGAAAUACUAUUGGUAAUAAAACAGAAUUCCCUCUCUUUCUUGCAGAUUCGAAAGCGAAUAAUGUUUGCUUAUCAAAGAGUGUAAUAAGAUAAAAGAGAGUGUAAGAAUUUAAUUGUAACAAAAUUGUUUCAAUAGAAUAGAAUAGUACAGAAAGGAAUAGUACGCUGUUGUUUGCUACUCAAUGACUGCGAUUUUUAAAUUUCGCUUUUUACGUGCUCAUUUAUCCAAAUCAUUUCCCCAAAUCUAUGGUAUUUUAAUUAAAAUUAAAUCUCUUGAUACUUCUCCAUUAUGCAUAAUGUCUUUUCCUAAAUAUCAAUUUUUCACCGCAAGAUCUUUUCUGUCGUAAAUAUUUUAUUAUAACAUGCACUGCGAAAAA